GGAAAAGCACGUACUCUCUAAAACAGUGUUUCGCAUAAAAGCAUCGAAAUAACUCCUAUAAGCAUUUAUUAUGUUUGCAUGCUAGUUUCUUUAAACACAUUAUUUCUUGUUACUACUGAUUUUAUAAUUGCUGAUCAUUCGAAUUAUGUAAAAUAUUACUGGGAAAAAAUAUUUAACAGGAGUAUUAAUGGCGGGAAUAGUGUUGUCAGCGACAACAAGUACUAAAGAGCGAAAAUAAUAGACCAAGGCACGACCUUUAACUCCAAGACGACCAAAUAUUCGUUAUUUAUGUUAUAAGGAAAGCAGAAAAGAUGUAAUGGGGGAGUCAAGUGAUGAGGAAAAUUCUCAGCUAAAUCAGAUUUCAAGUCAGUUCUUUGUGCCAGCUUCUUUGCCAGCCUCUCCAACAGAUGAAGCAGAAAGCACGCAGGAUUAUCUAACAGCUAUUGUCAAGAAAUCGCUACUUGAUUUAAAGCCACAGAUUGAGGAAGAAGAUUCAGAGCCAGAAGCUGUGUAUCCACCUUUAAUGGAUGUUAAAAGCAGGUUAAGAGAAAGAGCUGUAAAGCCAGGGGGAUCUGCAGUACUUGUAGUUGACAGUGAAGUGGAAGGAGGUGAAAUGUCAUCACCUUCUGAAGGCGCUAUCACAGUUGAGGAGACAGUCAGUGAAGAGAAUCCAGAUAUUGAAUCAGGAAAAGCUAGCAGUGAUACCGAUGCUGCAAACACUACUGUGAUCUUGAAAGGCACUGGAAAGGAUUGCAAGAAAGAAAACUCGCCCCCUUCAACUCAAGAAGAUAUGUUUAAAGAUGAUGACAGUGAUGAAGAAAUGCAUCAUACUGCCACGCCAUCUCGUUACUUGCCAAACUUGCAGCUCUCCGCAGAGCCAAUGUUAGUACCUGAGACCAUCGAAGAGAGCAUGGAUCAUAUUUGCCCUUCACCAGAUGCUUGUGGAGCAAUGCCUGUUAUUGUCCCUUGUUCACCCACACAGACACCACUUGGUGCUUUUAAUCCCGAGGACUUAGCAACAUUAAACGCUGAAUGUAAUCCUCAGCAGACACAUACUCAAGCUGCAAGUGGUAGUGACCCCAAGAAAGAGCAGUCAGAAUCUGACCAAAGUCGGACUACAGAACAGUUACAAGUAGUCAGCAAAUGCAGCCAAGUGGCUAUCAUUGCAGGGCCUACAAUGGUAGGGGAGGAGAAAUCAGUGGAACAUGAUAUCUGGCCACAGAGUCAGUCACUUCACCUUCACCUCACGACUUCUGAGAGUUCUCAUCUGAGUUCUCAGUCAGUUUCCAUUACUCGUGCUUCAAGAAGUCCAAGUGCCAUUCAGUCAUCAAGCAAGCCAGGUGAGUGUGAAGGGUUUGAACAGUCCCAGGAUCUUCACUUAUUCUUGACACCAUCUCAAGGUUCUCCUGAGCAGUCUGUGCAGUUUAGACUGACAGUCUCUAAAGAUCUAAGUUCAGCAUUACAGACAGAGACAGAAAUGUGUGUCGAAAAGACCUCUUCAGAGUUAAAUGAGAGACAGAUUCCUGGAGAUAACUCAUUGGAGGCGCCAGUUAUGCAGCCAAAACUGAAAAUUUGCUUGGACGCUUCCCCACAGUCAGAGUCCCAGAGCAUUUCACAGACAUUUCAGAUGGAAAUUGAGGCUAGGAAAGAAGAAGACAAUGCCAUGGAAUUAAAAGUUUUUCAAAGUCUCAGUGGCAGAACUCGAACUGCUGGAAUGAAAACAAGUGAGGACUUCAUGAUUGGGACUGACAAAGACCUUGAACAUUUAGGUGUGAACACCCUAUCCUCUGACUCGGAUGCUAUUCCAUGCAGCCAGGAUGUCAAACGUCACAGACCUGCAGGCAAAAAAAAAGAGUUAGCACUCAAGAAAAAACUGGAAGCAACUAAUGUUGCACCAAAUACAGAUGUUUAUGAUGCUGAGACAUUGUUGGAGUCUGUGAUGGAGGUAAAUGAGGAGAACACUCAGACCUACCUAGUUCCUUCUGUUGCUGCACUUGGUUUACAAGGAACAACAAUAGAAGAAAAACUGGAAGGUGCUAAUGUCACCAAGGUUAGCGACAGUGAAAAUGAACAUUCAAGCCAAGAAAUGAAUAAAAACAGGCAGACAGAGUUGUUUCUGAAAUUGGAUCAGCAACAGAGUUCCAUCCAAGAACAGCAGGUAUCACACCCCAAUUCACAGCAAGAAAAUCAGAGAAUUGUAAAAGAACCUGUCACUGUGGGUGUUGAGGAGAAAAACGAUAAAUGUCUUACCUGCAUUGAAGAAAUGGAGAGACCAUGGCAUGGCAUUCAUACUCUUGAUAUCCAGCUUGGGAGACCAAGUGGAGGGGCUGGUGGAGAUCUGGAUGGAAAACAUGGUGAAGAAUUGGGCAGAGGAACAGAUAGAGAAAAAGAGAAAGUUGAAGGGACUGCUGUAAUGAUGAGAGCAGCACAGAGAAGUAGAAGUGGGAGCAGAGGUCAGGGAAGUCUGCCUGCACAAACAUCAGCUGCACCACAGCAGUUGAAACCCUGACCCAGACAGCUUUGUUUCUCAAGAUGCUAGUCGGCUGGAAAUUAGCACAGGUGUUGCACCAAAGAGGGGGAGAAAGGCAACAGGUUAUAAAUACAAGCAACUUAUCAAAAAGAAAACUCAGUCAAACCCAAGGCUUGAAAUCAGUUCAAAGUCUUCGUCCACUGAUGAGACUAUAAAAAUUCAGGAAGCAGCAAAAUCAGC
Messenger RNA from Pomacea canaliculata, 2710 nucleotides. Its product is annotated as TP53-binding protein 1-like. Bases 317 to 2509 code for a protein of 730 amino acids. The record is from RefSeq and is a predicted model, not a curated record. NCBI's taxonomy places the organism in Eukaryota, Metazoa, Mollusca, Gastropoda, Architaenioglossa, Ampullariidae. The transcript is spliced from 19 exons.